UGCACCGGCCCAGGGCGAAGGGCAGCGUGGCGCGGCCCCAGCGGCAGCGGCCGUCCCGACGCGCCGGGCUCUCAGCGCCAGGACGGAGCCCGCCCCAAACGCGCCGCAGAAGUUUGUCUGCCGGGGCUGCCGUAGGGACGCGCCCUGCGCAUGUGCGUCCGUUGGCGUCCGGGAGUGCGAGGAGUCCGCGGGCAGGGGCUCGUGGCGUGUCUCCGGGGCGCCCCGCCAUGAAGUCCCGCUUCAACACCAUCGACAUCCGGGCGGUGCUGGCCGAGCUCAGGGACAGCUUAUUGGGAAUGAGAGUAAACAAUGUCUAUGAUGUGGAUAAUAAGACGUAUCUUAUUCGCCUUCAAAAGCCAGACUAUAAAGCUACACUUCUAAUUGAAUCUGGUAUACGGAUUCACACAACAGAGUUUGAGUGGCCAAAGAAUAUGAUGCCAUCUGGAUUUGCAAUGAAGUGUCGUAAGCAUUUAAGGAGUAGAAGACUUGUCAGUGUAAAACAGCUGGGGAUAGACAGAAUUGUAGACUUUCAAUUUGGAAGCGAUGAAGCAGCCUAUCAUCUCAUUGUUGAGCUUUAUGACAGAGGAAACAUUGUUCUGACAGACUAUGAAUACUUAAUUUUAAACAUCCUGAGGUUUCGCACAGAUGAGGCAGAUGAUGUCAAAUUUGCAGUUCGGGAACGGUACCCAGUUGAUAACGCUAAAGCACCUGCACCAUUACCUACCUUGGAAAGGUUGACUGAAACAAUAUCAAAUGCACCUAACGGGGAACUCCUAAAAAGGGUCCUUAACCCACAUCUUCCUUAUGGAGCCACACUCAUUGAGCACUGCCUUAUAGAAGCUGGAUUGUCUGGUAAUGCCAAAGUAGAUCAACAGAUGGGAAGCAAAGAAAAUAUUGAAAGGGUACUUGCUGCUUUACAGAAGGCAGAAGAAUAUAUGAAGAUAACUAACAACUUUAGUGGAAAGGGUUAUAUCCUCCAGAAACGGGAGAAAAAGCCAAGCCUGGAGCCAGAUAAACCUGCAGAAGAAAUCCUCACAUAUGAGGAAUUUCAUCCUUUCUUGUUUUCUCAACAUCUAAAGUGUCCGUACAUGGAAUUCGAAUCAUUUGAUAAGGCAGUGGAUGAAUUUUACUCCAAGCUAGAAGGUCAGAAGAUUGAUUUGAAAGCUUUGCAACAGGAAAAACAAGCACUGAAGAAGCUGGAAAAUGUUCGUAAAGAUCAUGAGCAUAGACUAGAAUCUCUUCAUCAAGCUCAGGAAAUUGAUAAGGUAAAAGGAGAACUCGUAGAAAUGAACCUGGACAUAGUUGACCGAGCUAUCCAGGUGGUUCGCAGUGCCUUAGCCAACCAGAUAGACUGGACUGAAAUUGGAGCAAUUGUAAAAGAAGCUCAGGCUCAGGGAGACCCUGUUGCGAGUGCAAUCAAAGAAUUAAAGCUUCAGACAAAUCAUAUCACAAUGCUACUAAAAAACCCAUAUGUAUUAUCGGAGGAGGAGGAAGAUGACGAAGCUGAUCAUUGGAAAGAAGUUGAAGAACCAAAAGGGAAGAAGAAAAAGCAUAAAAAUAAACAGCUGAAGAAACCUCAGAAAAACAAGCCAUUGUUGGUUGAUGUUGAUCUCAGUUUGUCUGCAUAUGCCAAUGCUAAAAAAUAUUAUGAUCAUAAGAGACAUGCAGCCAAAAAAACACAGAAGACAGUAGAAGCUGCAGAGAAGGCAUUCAAAUCAGCAGAAAAGAAGACAAAGCAAACAUUGAAAGAAGUUCAAACAGUUACCACCAUUCAGAAAGCAAGAAAGGUUUAUUGGUUUGAGAAGUUCCUGUGGUUUAUUAGCUCUGAAAAUUACCUCAUUAUAGCUGGAAGAGAUCAACAGCAGAAUGAAAUGAUUGUGAAGCGAUAUUUGAAAUCAGGAGAUAUAUAUGUGCACGCUGACCUACAUGGUGCAACUAGCUGUGUAAUCAAGAAUCCUACAGGUGAGCCGAUCCCUCCCCGGACCCUGACUGAGGCAGGCACCAUGGCGUUAUGUUACAGUGCUGCCUGGGAUGCUCGUGUCAUCACUAGUGCCUGGUGGGUCUGUCACCACCAGGUGUCUAAAACAGCACCAACUGGAGAAUAUCUGACUACAGGGAGCUUCAUGAUAAGAGGGAAAAAAAACUUUCUUCCACCUUCAUAUCUUAUGAUGGGGUUUAGCUUCUUAUUUAAGGUGGAAGAAUCUUGUGUCUGGAGACACAGAGACGAACGAAAAAUCAAAGUGCAGGAUGAGGACAUGGAGUCUGUGACCAGUAGUACCAAUGAACUGGUGUCAGAAGAAGUGGAGCUACUAGAAGAAGCACCAGAAGGAGAUGUUAGCAGCACUGAUGAUGAGAAGGCACUGCCUCAAGAAAUGCCUGAUGGUAUUGAAGUCAGGUCUAACAGUAACCCUGAGGAGGACGUUGCUCAUGCAGACAAGGAUGGAAUAAACAAACCACCAGCACAAGAGGGAACCUCUGAAGAUGAUGAUGUAGAAUCUGAAGAAGAGGCUGAAGGUCAAGAGCUGAUGAGUGAAGUGAAGGAGGAAGAGAUAAAUUAUCCAGACACUGCAAUUGACCUGUCACAUCUUCAGCCACAAAGUCUUCACAGAUCCCACCAGAAAAUGGUUACAAAAGAGGAAGCAUCUAACCUGAGUGACAGUAAGUCACAGGGGCGAAGACACUUGUCAGCCAAGGAGAGAAGGGAAAUGAAGAAAAAGAAGCAGCAACAUGACAUAGAGGAUUUAGAACCACCUGAAGGAAAAGAAAGAGAGACCAGCACACAGCUCCCAUCUUCUCCUGUUUCAAACAAGAGCAUGUCAGCCCCUCUGCCCAUGAAACGAGGGCAGAAGAGUAAAAUGAAAAAAAUGAAAGAGAAGUACAAGGACCAGGAUGAAGAAGACAGAGAGCUCAUAAUGAAGCUAUUGGGUUCUGCAGGGUCAAGCAAAGAAGAAAAAGUGAAGAAAGGUAAAAAAGGAAAAAUAAAAGAAUCAGUAAAGAAACAAGCCCAGAAACCAAACAAUGGCCAUCAGGUUGAUGCAGGUCGUAAAGAAGAAACCCCCACAGUAGAAGUAUUAACACAUGAGUUACAGGACAUGGCGCUGGAAGAUCAGCAGGAGGAGAAGGAGGAACAGGAUCUAGAACAACAGGAAAAUGAGGAAGGAGAGAGACUGCUAAAUUCUUUGACAGGCCAGCCUCACUCGGAGGAUAUCCUCCUCUUUGCUAUACCAAUAUGUGCACCUUACACUACCAUGACAAACUAUAAAUAUAAAGUGAAGCUCACUCCAGGCACCCAGAAGAAAGGAAAAGCUGCCAAGACUGCUUUGCAUAAUUUCAUGCAUUACAAAGAAGCUACCACAAGAGAAAAAGACUUAUUUCGCAGUGUAAAGGAUAAUGAUUUAUCAAGAAAUAUUCCUGGUAAAGUGAAAGUGUCUGCACCUAAGCUCCUGAACAUGAAAAAGAAGUGAGUGUUGGUUGUAAAUCAUGAAUAUGUGUUUGAACUGCCACUACUGCUUCAGAAGAAGAUAGUGACAAACCUGCCAUCUGGACCUCUUCCAAUUUUGCUGAUAAAGUAAAAUAGCUAUAAUCAGUUGGACUAAAUUUAAGAGCCAGAGGUGAACUGUUUCCUGCAUCUGACCCUGGCCUAGAAAUAUUUGUAUGGACUUUAAAUUACAUGUAGCAUGUAACUCCUCUGAAGUGCACAAGUAAAGUACUACUGGCCUUUGCUGUCAAAGGCAAGACUGAUCCUCUUUCUAAUGCUGUGAGGACUGGCACAGACCCAGUCCCUUCUCUCAUUACUUCCUGCUCUAGCUUAUGCUGCAGCAAAGUCCUGUUGCUUGUUCUUUUCAGUUCUCCUUUAAACAUACUACCCUGUUUAGAGCCCCCUUUCUAGUCAGGACAUUGACAGUAUUAAUCUGCUCCCACUUAGCAGUACCAUAUUUGAGAAAGAUUUGACUGUACAGGCUUUUGGUAAACAUUAUCAAUCUGUCAUAUGGUAAGAAAAGUCCUGCAAUGACAAAUUUAAAUCUUGCUUCUGACUAGUCAGCUGCAGUCACUUACUGGUAGUGGAGCAUUACCAUGCAACGUUAUGAAUGAAUGGGGAAUUGUCCAUAUUGUGGGGAUUUUAUAUGUACUAUACCUGUGAGCAGAGAAAAAACAAAGGCUUGAGUAAAACAGAUGAAUGAUGUAUAGCUUAAAAAUCACAGAUCUAAUAAAAUGCACCAAUACUGUUCACCCCAAUGGAGAGCAUAUAUGACAGCUAAUUAAAUUAGUCAGAAUAUUUAAUUUAUUAUAAAAAAGAAAUGAGACAGUAAGGGGAGUGCUGAAGUCAAUUUGUUGCAAUAUUUAAAUCACAAGCCAUUUAUUAGAUUCUCAACCCUCCACUGUAUCAGUGGUGGCCUAUGCCUCCUGGAGACAAUGAGCACAGAUAAGGCAGAGCCAGAAGGGCCUUAGUGCUGGUUGCUGCUCACAUACAAUCUACUUUCAGUAGUUUUAAAACUAGUGAAGCCGAACAGAGCCUGGCACCUGUUAGUCAUCAGCUUCACAGCAUGCAUGAAGCUCUGGAUCUAGAAGCUGCUGAAGAAAACAUUGAUGAUCAAGUCAUUCCUGGGAAACUGGCAGUUUGUGCUUUUGGCUACUCCUAGACAUGCAUGGUCCAGUUUGACACUUUACUAUUGAUUGACUAAAGCAUUUUCACAAUUAAGACAGAAUGCAUCUACUCACACUUACAGCUCUUAAAUAACCCCACAACAUUGACACUUAACCAUCCCUCUAUAUGUGUUUUUAAACAACUCAAACUAGACCUUAAAUUGGUGAGCUAAUCCCAGGACUAAAUCAGAAUAGCAGUUUCUCUAACCUUAAACUCAUGUGGCCAAAUAUGUUAACAUCUCACUGAUAGGAAUAAGACAGGUUCCUAAUACAGACUAAAACUACUCUAUCAUGUUGAAUAAUGAUAGAGAGGCAUUGUUUUUAAUAUUAAUGGUGUCCCAAAGAACAUUAGUGCCUGAAAAUACUUCUAGCAUUUGCCAAACUUUAAGGCCCAGAAAUUCAGCAACAACCCACAAAUCCUUGAAUGGUAACUCCUUAAACAGCAUUUCCCUGCAUUGACACACUCUGAAGUAAUUUAGGUUAGAGUAGUUUUCCUAUCGUCACAUAAUGAAGUGAGUGGCAUUAAGUUGAACAAACCGUUACUGGUUUAACUUAGCUUAGGCACUGAUACAUUUCAACUUGCAUUAAAUACAUUUAUUGCAAACAUCUUUACACAAAAAUAGGUUCUCUCUAAGCCAUUCACAUGCAACUUACAACCAACAAGCUACUACCAACGACAAUGCAGAUAUUUAUACAAGUCUCACAUCUGCCACAAGUGGUUGGUAAAAUUAUUACAUCUUUUAGAAUUGCUCAUCCAUGCAUACGUUGUUCACAGAAGUAAUUGAUAGUCUUAAGAGCCAGAUGUAUUGUUACUUCCAAACCGCUGAUUGACACUGUGAAGCAAGUGCUUUGGGAGGCAGGUCCAUGAGUUGGCUAAUAUCUCUUUGAAGCAAAUGACUGCUUCUAGGCACAGCCUUGGAAAAAGAAUGAAUAUUUCAGUUACUAUUAAAAACUGAAGUGAAAUAGCACCAAAGGUAAGAAUUCUGUUUCUUAAAGCUGUUUAGUUAACUUGUUCCCCCCAAAAGUAUUAGCUGUUUUCAUUAUAAUCCUCUGACAAAGUCUUUACACAAGAAUGGAAGCAGCAAGACUCCUUCCAUUACUGAAUGCUACUUCAGUUUUCCUUGGGGAAUGUUAUUAACUCAGUCUCCCAAGUAUGCCUAGGAACCGUGAUCUGGUACUAAAGUUUAUGUAAUCAAAGUACAAGGUAUUAGUAAAUGAGAAGGGAAGAACAAGGGUGUUAGAUUCAAAAGUGUUUUUUUUUACCUUACAAGAGAUUUUGGUUGCAGAGAAAACACAAGUAUCUCAUUACUAUGAGCCUGGAAAGAGAGAUGUUAAUUAAUAUUUGAAGCCUUAUUGUUAAAUGCAUUGAUAAGUUAAUUCCUUAAAAAGCAGCAAAAGUUUCUCCUUUUAAACAGUGAAAUUUUCCUGUGGCAUUGAAAGUCUUAGUCACUGAUGACAGAGAAAUGCGUUUCACAAUUGGAGGUUGCAGUUGAAGUGACGGAUGCUAAGGGAGGAGGGGGGGUCUCACUUAAAAAAAAAUUCUCCACACAGCAGUACUAGAAAUUCUUAAAAACAGACUUACUGCUUUGUGAUGGGCAAGCAAGUUGUUGGCACAGCCACCAAAAACAAUGACCUCUCCUUCUUCACUUGCACAAGCUGUAUGCCACAGCCUAUAAAAGGAACAAGCCACACAUUUAUUAAGGGGAAGAGUCCAAGUACAGCAUUAAUACUAUUACAGAGAAGUGCUGUGAAAUAAGAUGUAAUAUUUAUAUGCAAGGUCGAUGCAGACAGCUUAUUUUAGGCAUAUAAUAAUUCCUAGCAAAAGUAAACUGACUUCAGUGGCUAAGUUACCAUUCUUUGUACACAAACCAUAUUAGAGAUAUCUACUCUGUAAGUUGUCUGGGUGGAAAAGCAAAGUACUGCGGAGUGGUUCUAAGGUCUGAUGACAGGCCCUCAUGAAGUUCAUCUUUUGAAAGUAAACUUAAAAUUUACAGUAAUCCUAGUUUUGGUAGCUGAAGGGUUUGUGAAGAAAUAUUGUUUGAAGGUAGAGCAUUCUAUUUUUUUAAAUCAAGCCAAUCAUAUCAGAGGCUUCCAGUUUUUGAGAGCCAGAGGAAACAGUUACAAUAAGAUUCUCCAAACAAUGAGACAAGGUGAACCCUCACCAUCCACACUAUCACAGUCCACCUGCUGUCUAACUCAUAUUACCGAUACACCUUAGCUGCCUUAUAGUACUUAAGUCAAAUUUCAGUGUUUUUAAUCAAGCAUCUGAAAACAUGUUAUUUAAAUUUCAACAUAACUAUUUAAGGCAGGUUUCUGAACCCUGCAGGAAGAUCAAUUGUAAGAAGGGUGCUUGGGUUUGGACAAAGGUUAGCUCUAGUAGAUUACUACAAUCUGACUACAGAAUUUUGCACAGUGAAGAAAGAGUACUUUCCCAUAUUGCCCUUCCUAAAAGAUUAGCCUUAAAUUAACUAGCUAUAGUAUGCUCAGGGCUGACCACCACGUAUGAAUUAUGAUACUGGAUCAGACCAGUGGUCCAUUCAGUCUGGUAUCUUGCAGCUGUGGUCAGUACUAGACACGUCAGUAAAAGAUACAAGUAGUGCCAUACUAAGCAAGUUAUCCUAUACCUGUCCCAUCAGUUGAGGCUGGCUUAUGCCCAGAAGCAUUAAGGUUUUUCAUCAUUCUAAAACAUUUUAACAAAUGUGGGCUUGUCUACAUUACCGCACAGGGUCCAUCUAAGAUACGCAACUUCAGCUGCGUGAAUAACGUAGCUGAAGUCGACGUACUUGGAUCAACCUACUGCGGUAAGUCAACAGCUGACGCUCUCCAGUCGACUCCAGAGUUGAUGGGAGAGCACUCAGCAGUCGAUUUAUAGCGUCUAAAAUCGACCCUUGCCCGCUGAUCUAGCGCAUAGUGUAGACAAGGCCUGUGACUGUGCUUAGUUUAAUCCAUGAGUGCAAUCCAUGGAUCUCUGUCUCAGUUGCAACUUGUACCAACACGGACCACUUAUGCAAAAGAGUAUUUCCUUCUCUAAGUUUGUUACCUUCCACUUUUAUUUAAUGGCCCUUUGUUUUUAGUACAAUAAAGUGUAAGAGUACCCCUAUGCCUUCCCUA
Messenger RNA from Dermochelys coriacea (leatherback sea turtle), 7755 nucleotides. It is a transcript of the gene NEMF, whose product is annotated as nuclear export mediator factor. Lineage: Eukaryota; Metazoa; Chordata; Testudines; Dermochelyidae. The record is from RefSeq and is a predicted model, not a curated record. The transcript has 33 exons. Gene Ontology annotation, biological process: ribosome-associated ubiquitin-dependent protein catabolic process; rescue of stalled cytosolic ribosome. The coding region runs from base 228 to 3464 and encodes 1078 amino acids. Gene Ontology annotation, molecular function: tRNA binding; ribosomal large subunit binding. Gene Ontology annotation, cellular component: RQC complex.